This is a messenger RNA of Soboliphyme baturini, 339 nucleotides long. The record is from the annotation of a GenBank genome assembly. NCBI's taxonomy places the organism in Eukaryota, Metazoa, Nematoda, Enoplea, Dioctophymatida, Soboliphymatidae.
AUGAGAGUUUCGCCUGUGUUUGUAGAGCAGCUGCUUCGUGCACAAGUGGAGCAGAACGUUGAUUUCGGUGCCAGACGGCAAACGAUAAACGGAAAAACAUUGCUCGAGUUCUGGUUGCCCAACUUUUACCGCAUCGGUGCCGCUUACUCUCACUUCAGUCACUCAGAGUUCAAUCCGAACGUGAGGUCAUUCGGGGGUCUACCGUUUCCGUGCCGCGUUCAACCGCAUGGUGCUUGUGCCGGAUUCGAAAACCGUCUGGCGACCAACAUCGAUUCAUCAAUUCAAUUCCCACUUCUUGCCAAGUCGGUGAAGACUCGUCGUCCUCUCCCUACCGUUUAA